This is a messenger RNA of Cydia pomonella (codling moth), 5227 nucleotides long. RefSeq lists its product as uncharacterized. The record is from RefSeq and is a predicted model, not a curated record. Bases 938 to 1849 code for a protein of 303 amino acids. The transcript has 10 exons. NCBI's taxonomy places the organism in Eukaryota, Metazoa, Arthropoda, Insecta, Lepidoptera, Tortricidae.
AACAAUCAUUAAAGGCUGGCAUAUAAAAAAUAACUCGAUGAUAAUAAAACCGUCAAAAAUGAAAAUGUCUCAGCCAUGCCUGGAAUGACAGGUCAACACGCUAUUUUUACCAGCGCGCUCUGGUAUAUCGAGUUUGUAAUAUUUGUUAUUUUAUUUAUAUUGUUUUUCAAUUUGUUCCUUUAUAUGGCUGGAUUAAAUUACCCAAAGUAUAAUCCUAUGUACGAUUACUCGAAAAAAUAUUUGGCCGACGGUACGUGGCUAAUACGUAAUUAACAUAAUACAUCAGCAGAAGAAAUGAGUCUGUUGCUGGACCAUGGAAACCUGGAAGUAAAAGUUAAGGAGUAAUGUUAGAUAUGAAAGAGCGGCCGGUCUGCUGCGACGAGAGCUGCUGGUGGUUUUGUGCACUGCUGUGUGCGACGUUGACCGUCAUCAUGGUACUCGUUGGAUUCUGGCUCGUUUUUAGAUAGAGAUCCCGCGCGAGUCACCUCGAAAGAAUGCCCGAUAUGAGAGCUAAAAAAAUUAUGACAACGUGGAUGCCACAACAGAAAUGCCUAGUGGUAAACCUAGAUAAGAUGGCUGGAUUGUGUGAAAGAAGAUCUUGGGAGGAUGAGGAAGUAUACCAACAGGAGGAAGGUUGCCAAGGAUCACGACAACUAGAGGAAGAUAGUGGAGGAGGCCAAGACCCACAAAGGGUUGUAGCGCCAUCGGUAGUAAGUAACUGCCGGUUAUCACGGAAGCAAUAUUCUUGAUCGAAGCAGCCGAUUGAGAAGGUGAGAAGCGUGUGCAGACCCAUUUGCCUAAUUACAGAAUUAAAAUCGAACGCUUCAAUUGGAACUACUUGAAGAGUAGGUGUAUUUGACACGAUAUACGGAAUUUUAGCAAUCCUACAGGCGAAUUGUACCACAUUUGGGAGGAGAUAUUUUAGAAAACAUUAAACAUGAAGUACUCGAAGGACCUGAUCAUCGCAUGCAUGCUGAUUGGUAUGGUUGUGCGCAGUCAUGCCGCACCAUCUUCAAGAAGAUCGCGAGCUGCCGCGCUUCCAGAAGCAACGAGCAGCCGCCAGAGCAAACUCACAGAAGAAUACAAAGAAGAUGGCACAACAGCAUCGCCUGCACCACCCACAAACAGGAGAAACAAAGCGCUGAAUCUCUUUGGUUACUUCCCAUCCUUUCUGUCAUCAGGUCUAGAUUAUAACGAAGAUGAUGACGAUGACGUUACUUUUGCCGUCAACGACGACCAUUUCGAUGAAGACGAUUUGUCUCGAACCAUCCCUUCAAGACGUCGACAGCAGAAUAAGAAGAAAAACGGCAACGGGGAUAAUUAUCAAAACGAUAACUUAAAUUCACUUCAAUAUGACAACUCCCCCAUUUUCUACAUCAGACUGCCUCCGACUCCGUAUAUGUUCGUACCCGGUCUCGGUUACGUUUCUCAGCCUCCUAACCUAGGGCCUCCUAUGGGACCGCCGAUGCCUCAGAGUGUGCCUCAAGUAGAUCCCUUCAUAAACCUGCCUUUAGACUUCGUAUCAAACGGGAAACCUACAGGCGUAUAUCAAUGGGGCAACACUGGUGGGUAUCCUCAAAUGCCUCAGGUACCACAAAUGCCUCAGAUGCCUCAAAUGGAUCCAUUCGGUUACGGCGGGCAGCCGAUGAUGCAACCAAUGCAGCGGCCUAGCUACAACAACGUAGCUUCCUAUUCCAAGCCCAAGCCUAAACCGACGCCUACUAAUUCUAAAGUCACUAAUCUUAAAGGUCAAUACGUUUUUAAUGGAAAACCUAAUGACAGCGUCUACGUUUUGCGGGACACGUAUAACUCCAUAUACUCAGAUGCGCUCCAAAAUUUCUAUCCUUAAAGAGAAUCUGGUAUAGCUGGAAAGUAUUAAGCUGGCUCGUAUCGAGCUGAACGUGUUUUCAAUUUCAAACAAAUGCAAUGAAAUGUGUGAAGUCAGUGCGACUUUUGGUAAAUUUAAUUAAUAACGCUAUAUCCAGUCAAUGAAACACAAAUCCGGUUUCAUGAAAAGCAUUAGAGUGUAGAUUUCAUUUCCUUUCUCAAAUUAUGUCGCUAAUAAAAUUAAUUAAAAAUACAAAUCAGUGGUUCAAUUGGUUCAUUUUCUCUAAUUCUGAUAACUAUGGCGAUUGCCAACGCAAAAGAAUAUCAGGAUUUUGUUUUUGACUUUUUAGUGAAAAAUUACACAAUAAAAUUGUCGCCUGGUUGAGAAAAUCUUUAGAACCAGCGAUUUGAUUGAUUUACCUAAUCAACGCCAGUCAACGGUAAGCAUAACGUUGCGACCAAUUAAAGAAAAUUUAUAUACCUACGAAGUACAACCUUAAUAUUACGACAAAAAAGUCGAGUAGAAGAACAUACUAAGACGUCUACCCUAAGUCUGAACCACGACUUAGCGAUGUGCCUACUUAGUAGGACCUUGGCAGUACCCGGCAUGUAGUGUAGUGUAGGUGUAGACGGACUCUAGGUAUUUUUUGUUAAAUUGGCCUCAUCGAUAUUUUGUCAAUGACUGUAGCUAAUUAAUAAUUUCAUAAGAAUACAAAUCUGCACUGAAAAUAGCAACAAUAGCCGGUUAAACAAAUUUGUCAGUAGAAAAAGGCGCGAAUCUCAAUUUUUCUAUUGGACGAUAACCCUGCGCACUUUUUUGCACAGAAAUUUGCCGCUCUUUUCAUCUUUUCUACUGACGGAAAUGGCUUGACCGACUAUACCUUAAGUCAUUUUACUGUUGGGUUUAAAAUACUCAUGAUAAGUAGAUACUCUGACAACUUAGCCUGUGGAUAUUUAAUGUGAUUAAUGAUAAUUUUUAAUUUGUCUUAUAAGUAGCUAGACUUUUUAAUUAAUUUAUAUUACCUUAAUAAGCUAUGUUUAUGUAUAUCAAAUGUAUCAUUUUUCAACGAUUUCCGUCCAAGUUUCGACUGUAAAGCAGGUACCUAUUUCGAAAACCACUUAAAUUUUCAUAUUAAUAAUAAUAAUAUAAUAUGACAUUUCGAAAGUAUGUUUUUAAAUAAGUUAAAAGCAAAAAGUAUAUAAAGCCGGAGUGCUGCAAUUUAAUUUAGAAAAAUAGGUAACUGUUAUAAAAAUCAUUAGAAGAAAUGAGAUUAUUAUUCCAAUUUAAAAAUUGUUGAUUGAGUACCUUAGUGAAUAAUUUGCCCACAAAUACGUCGACAAAUAAUAUUUGUUGCAUACCUACCUAUAUCUUGGUUGGAAAGAGUGGAUCUACUCGCCUGACAUAGGUAUAGGGUCUACCACCAACAUCGAAAAAUCGAAAAACGUUCUCUGCCUCACAUAUGUAAGACCGAUAGGGAGGCAAAUAACGAUUCUCGAUUUUUCUAUGAUAGCGGUAGGCCUUCUAGCAUGAGCUAUGAAACUUAAGAGGCUGUCAAUACCUAAAGCGCGUACACUGUCUAUUUGUAUCGGAGUAAAUGAGAUAGCACUGUCGCAUGUUACUGGGCCUGGGCAAGGGAAUAAUAAGAAAAAUAUUUAAAUAAAAAAAACUGGAUUAUUAGUGUAAUAUUUUACUCAACAGCGGUUUAGAUAUAAAUGUUUUGAAAUUGUGAUUUUAAUUGCAGACCCAUAAGUCAAAACAAUAAAGACAUAGAACCGUUUAAUUGUGAUUUUAAGACCAAUCUUUGCAAUUAUUUUCUAUCGAGCCGAUUUCGUUCAAUCAUGUAUCGAGUACAACCACGGUCUUUGAAAUAUAAUUAAUAUGAACAUUUUUUUUACUCGACUAAAACAAAUAGUCUUUCUUAAAAAACUGUUUAAGUAACAUCAAUUUCAAGGACAUUGGGUGUUGACAGCCUCUUAAAUGUGAAACUUACGGAUCCCAAAACAAAGAGAUCAGGGUUCUCGUUUUUAAAUACACGUGUAUGAUUCGUCUAAGUACGUAUAGAAAAUAUUGUAAUAAUUCUUUGACAACAAAUUUUUGGACAACCCUGAGCCUGUUGAUCUCUUUCGUAUACGCAUGUAUCAGUGUCUCCGAACUCAUUCACAUAUGACAGAAAAAUACUAUACUAAGUAUAUAUAAUUGUCACUACGCUAGCUAUUUAUGGUUAAAACCCCUAGAUCUAAUUCGACAUUAAGUAGGUAACUUCUUAAGUCAAUCUAUCUUAUAAUCACAAGGCCAGAGCACUUCGGCAGCAUGUGCGUAUACAUGCGCGUGCGCUUAAGAGAAAAGGAGACGGCAGCUAUUCCAAAUAAACGUAGUGUCCAUUUUCCUCUCUGGAUAUUGACAUUAUGGAAUUUAAAAAAAUAUAUUUGAUGUAUAUUAACCAUAGCCAUGCCCCUACGUUUGACUUUUGUCGAUUUUUUGAUUAUUGUAAAAAUUAGGAGCGAAAAACAGAUUUCAUGCAAAUUUUUAAAUGCUUCUAUUUCUCAUAAUAAUUAAAAAUUCAAAAAAAAUCAAACGUAAGGGCAUUGCUGUGGUUAAUAUACAACAAAUUGUGUCAAAAUAUUUUCAAUAAUAUGAAUAUCUAGAAAAUGAGGACUACGUUUGUAUGAAAUGACUUUUUUCGUCUUAAAUGUUGAAGCCGUGCACACACGUCACGCUUUGGUGUGCUUUCUUUUAUUGGGGUCUGUAUAUUACAACACGUGCGUGUAUGUCCAUGCACACGCAUCCGGUGUGCACAGCCCUUUUUAGAUUUAAAGUAUUUUGCUCAUCAACUAUUUAUUUAUAUCUGUAGUCGAUUAGUUUUUAUAUUAAUGUAGGUACAAAUUAAGAUCCAGUUUGCCGUCCACUUUAGGUUAAGGUUUUAGAUAGGUAUUUCAUAAUGAUUAGUUUACAUUUUGAAAAGUACAUGAGAGAAUUACAUUUUUCACGAUAAAAAAUAUAUUUUUGUAAUAUACUUCUUAAACUAUAACAAUGCAAGCUAAAUAUGGCUAAUAAUGUAUGUAACUAAUAAUAAAUGAAAUAUGUUUACAAGCUAAACAUAAUUUUAGUUAUUAAAUUACAAAUAAAAAAAUGUAUAUAGGUAAAUAUUUAUUAUUUAAAUUAAGUAUCUACCUAUGAGUUCUGAGGAUAGUUAUUUUUAUGAAAGCAUUUUGAAAUUGCUUUAAAUUAAAUUCGAUAUAAGUAGGUAGGUAGGUAGAUAAUAUUAAAAAAAAAUCGACAUAGCUAAUGCAGCUUAUGAAGCGAUAGAUCUUCGCGUGAAGUUGACGUUGAAGUAAUUGUAACACAAACGAUACAAACGACUAUAAUGUUUAGAUGAUUAAAUGACUUGAUUAAAAUUAA